UGCAAGGUGCAGGCGGUACAGCGGCACGCUGAAGAACGACAAGAAAUUGCUUCCGCAGUUCAGUUAGCCGGCGAGGUUAAAUGCUGUGUAAGUGUACGCUGUCGGAAUCUCUUUUUUUCAGUAACAGAGUGUUUUUGCUAAGUGUCGCAGUAUGAGUCUGAACGAGCAUUCACUGCAAGCGCUGUCCUGGAGAAAGCUGUACCUGAGUCGAGCUAAACUGAAGGCUUCCAGUCGGACCUCGGCUCUGCUGUCUGGAUUUGCUAUGGUGGCUAUGGUAGAAGUGCAGCUGGACAACAGCUACCCCUACCCACCUGCCCUCCUUAUCGCCUUCAGUGCCUGCACCACUGUGCUCGUAGCCGUUCACCUGUUCGCUCUGAUGGUCAGCACCUGCAUUUUACCCAACAUAGAGGCCGUGAGCAACGUCCACAAUCUCAACUCGGUGAAGGAGUCCCCACAUGAGCGAAUGCACCGACACAUUGAGCUGGCGUGGGCGUUUUCCACAGUCAUUGGUACUUUGCUCUUCCUGGCAGAGGUGGUUCUACUCUGCUGGGUUAAGUUUUUGCCCAUCAAGCCCAACAAAUCCAGCAACAGCACAGUUUCCUCCGGAGUGGCUGCUGCCAUUACCUCCACCUCCAUUAUGGUGCCCUUUGGUUUGGUUUUCAUAGUCUUCGCUGUGCAUUUCUAUCGCUCCUUGGUGAGCCACAAGACUGACAGACAGUUUGAGGAGCUGGAGGAGCUCUCCAACCUCACCAGGCUACAGAAUGAGCUCGAUAACAGAGGAGAAUCUUCCAUCUUGCAGUCGCCAAGCUCACAUUUCCCAUAGUCGGGUCCAGCUGAUGCACAUUUGUGGUGGAACUCGUGACCCCUUUGGGAAUUCUCCAAGUCAGAAGCCACCUUAUUGGCUUCUAUGGUUUUUACAGGAAUGAAGAUUAAUCUCACUCUUUAUUGUGAAAUUUAUUUUGUGAAGAACAGUUGUAUUUUUUAGAAAACACACUUGAUUGACUGUGAACUCGUAUAUCCGCCGUGCUGCAUGUAGCUUGAAAUCGGAAAGUCUUAACAGUGGUAGCUGCCUCACUGAUCUCCAACGGUAUGGGAGAGACGUCUGAACAGUAACCUGGAAUCCUGUCUGUUGCUGCCUGCUGUAUUUAUUUAACCGUCUGUCAGUGAAUACUUCAUUUGUUUAUGUAUAUUACCUUGUGAACCACGUGUAUUUAACCCUUUUCUCCCAUUAUUUACAUGGUCUUCUUGUUUUUGUUUUUUUUAAGUGUUCACAAUUUGCAUUCAGAAUGCUCUCCCUUUGUGUCGACUAGUCAGCUGCCAAACUUACAGUACAACUUAAGUAUGUUUUGUUCUCAUGUGUUGCACAGGCUGUGGUGUUCAAAUAAACACCUUUUCACAAA
Molecule: messenger RNA, 1400 nt
Organism: Oreochromis aureus
Lineage: Eukaryota; Metazoa; Chordata; Actinopteri; Cichliformes; Cichlidae
Gene: orai1b
Product: ORAI calcium release-activated calcium modulator 1b
Exons: 2
Coding region: 152-823 (223 amino acids)
Biological process (GO): store-operated calcium entry
Cellular component (GO): membrane
Molecular function (GO): store-operated calcium channel activity
Source: RefSeq, a predicted model, not a curated record